This is a messenger RNA of Solanum tuberosum (potato), 1483 nucleotides long. RefSeq names its product G-type lectin S-receptor-like serine/threonine-protein kinase At4g03230. Lineage: Eukaryota; Viridiplantae; Streptophyta; Magnoliopsida; Solanales; Solanaceae. Gene Ontology annotation, cellular component: plasma membrane. The record is from RefSeq and is a predicted model, not a curated record. Gene Ontology annotation, molecular function: ATP binding; protein serine/threonine kinase activity. Bases 45 to 1250 code for a protein of 401 amino acids. Gene Ontology annotation, biological process: protein phosphorylation. The transcript is spliced from 6 exons.
UGUCUUCAGAAGUUGGAACACAAGGAACAUUGAACAAUACACCGAUGCAGCAACCCCUAGUUAUUUCCAUCUCUGUAAUUCUUGGAGUUAUGGUUCUGUGUGGUAUUAUUUAUAUAAUUUAUCUGAAAAGAUCGGCAAGAAGUAAAGAAGCCAGAGAUAUUGUUUUGGGAAUGCCUAUGGAGUACUUGCCUCAUAGAGAUAGUUUUGAUGAAGAUUUAAUCACUGAAGAUGAUAAGAAACGGAUUGAUGUCCCGUUUUUCAGCUUGAAUAGCAUACUAGUUGCUACUGAAAACUUCUCAAAUGCAAGUAAGCUCGGGAGAGGUGGAUUUGGACCUGUUUAUAAGGGUAAGUUUCUCGGAGGUACAGAUAUGGCAGUUAAAAGGUUGUCAAGUAAUUCUGGACAAGGUGUUGAAGAAUUUAAAACUGAAGUAAUGUUGAUUGCCAAACUGCAGCACAGAAAUUUAGUUAGGCUUCUAGGCUAUUGUGUUGAGAGAAAUGAAAAGAUUUUGUUAUAUGAAUAUAUGCCCAACAAAAGCUUGGAUACGUUUCUAUUCGAUCAUGCAUUCUGUCGAUUACUGGACUGGAGGAUUCGUUUUGAAAUUAUAUUGGGUAUUGCUCGAGGGUUACUUUAUCUUCACCAAGACUCAAGGCUAAGGAUCAUUCAUAGAGAUCUAAAGACGAGCAACAUAUUGUUAGAUGAAGAAAUGAAUGCCAAAAUAUCAGAUUUUGGCUUGGCAAGGAUUGUUGAAGGCAAAAAUACAGAAGCCAAUACUAACAAAGUCGUUGGAACAUAUGGCUAUAUGUCUCCGGAAUAUGCAUUGGAGGGACUCUUUUCAAUCAAGUCUGAUGUAUUUGCCUUCGGAGUAGUCCUACUCGAGAUCGUAAGUGGGAGGAGAAACAUGGAAUUUUUCGAAGAUGUAAACCUCAUUGGUCAUGUAUGGAGACUGUGGAUGAAAGACAGUGCAUUAGACAUGAUGGAUCAAACCAUAGUUGAGUCGUGCGAUGAAAGUGAAGUGCUAAAGUGCGUUAAUGUGGCACUCCUAUGUGUUCAAGAAGAUCCAGCUGAGCGUCCUGUAAUGUCAAAUGUUGUUUUUAUGCUUGGAGGUGAAAGCAUAACACUACCAAGACCAAAUCAACCAGCUUUUAUAGCACGAAGAAAUAGUGCUGGUGCAAGUACAUCUUCUUCGUCUUCUAAGCUAUACAACACUUCCAACAAUGGGUUGACAAUAACUCAACGAGUAGGCCGAUGAAAUCAAUAUACAUAUAAGUUAAAUGCAUAACGCACACAAGCCAAUAAUGUGCCGGUAUAUCUUUACUUCAAUUUCAGUUUGAAUUUCUGUUAAAUUAUUUUGGCACGCAAAAUAACCGAUUGUGUUGUAGUCUCGGAUAGAAUAAUUAAAAAAUUUAUUAUCAAGUAGAGUUAUGUACAAGUUCUAUAAAAACUUUGUUUGGAUAUAAUGUCACAAUUAAUGUAUUAUGUAUA